CCAUCCAAUGCAGCGAUUAAAUACCAAAAAUUGUUCGGCCGCGCGCAAUCGAACAACGAGAUACUGUCGAAUUUUUUUCUGAAUUCAGAAAAUUCCGUCGGGUUAAUCCAUAGUUAUUGAUAAAAUAUCACCUGGAAAUAUACAUUAUCCAAUAAGUAUAUAUCGAUUAUAUCAACUUUGGAACGGCGCGGCUGCGUCGCGGACAAAUUGACUGUGUUUUGGCGGCGAAGCAGAGGAAAAGCAACAGGCCAACGGCGUUGAAUUAUUGGUUAAUUAGUUUCAAUUAGGCGGAAAAGGAGCAACAGCUGCCAGAUCGCGCCAAACAACAGUAAUUUUUGUGCGAGUACGAAAUGAAAAGUAAGAGCAGCGGUCGUUGGUAGUGUGCGUAUCGCGUGUGCCAGUGUGCGCCUGCGGGCAGUGUGCGUGUGUUUGUGUUGGAAUGGAAUGCACAAAGCCCAUCCCCCCGGCCCCCAUCGCUCAGUGUGUGCGCUCUAUUAUCGCUGAAAAUAUGUACAAGCAAAAGGCAACGUAAAAGAGAAACCGAAAAGAGAAAAAACGGUGAAGAAAACGAGAAAAGCGCGCGCCAAGUGACAAGUUUUUUUGUGUGGGACUGACCGACCGCCUUUAGUCCCCUGGAACCGGACAGACUCCCCCGCUGCACGAUGCCAAAUCUGCAGCAAUCGGCGCCGCCGCACCACCUGCAGCCCCAUCCGCACCAUCUGCGGCCACAGCACCAGCAGCACCAUCAUCACCAUCACCACCAUCAGCACCACCAGCACGGGCCCCACAGCGACUUCCCCCUGCCGGACGGCUGGGACAUUGCCAAGGAUUUUGAUGGCAAGACCUACUACAUAGAUCACAUCAACAAAAAGACCACAUGGCUGGAUCCCAGAGAUUGCUACACAAAACCGCAAACAUUUGAGGACUGUGUGGGCGAUGAGCUGCCCAUGGGCUGGGAGGAGUCCUACGAUCCCAAUAUCGGGCCCUACUACAUCAACCAUUUGGCGCAGAGCACACAGCUGGAGGAUCCGCGGCAGGAGUGGAAGAGCGUGCAGGAGCAGAUGCUGAGCGAUUAUCUGUCAGCGGCUCAGGAUCAGCUGGAGAACAAGCGGGAAAUGUUGGACGUGAAGCAGCAGCGUCUGCUGUGGGCCCAGGAGGAGUACAAUCAUUUGAACAAACUGGCCGCCAGUCGCAGUAGCCUGUGUUCGUCAUCCAGCUCGAUGAGCCGACACGAUCCGGAGCUGCUGCGCGCGGACUUGAUGCUGGCGCGGGAGCGAGUGCAUCAGCUGAAGCAGGAGCUGAAUCACAUUACCAACGAUAUAUCCUACACGGAGCGGGGCAUGAACACGCUGUAUUCGGUGGGCGAGAAGAUCAAUGCACGGCAGAACGGCUGCUAUGACAUUGCCGAGGUGCAGGCCAUACGCGAGGAGAUGCUGAAGGUGCACAAGUCGCUGGUGUCCGGCGAGAAGGUGCGCGAGGAGCUCAUGCGCAGCCUGGUGCAGAUCAAGAACGAGCUGAGUCGCCAGCAGAUCAACGAGGAGAAUGCCGAGCUCAUGAACGCCGCCUCGCCCUUCGAUCGUGUGUGCGUGGCCAGCCAGACGGAUCUGUGCGGCGGCGCUGGGGAGCAUCUGAAUGGCGGUGCCCGCUUUGCGGAGAUGGCCAAGACCAAGCUGCAGUACGCGGAGUGGCGCAAGCACAUCAAGAAGCUGCAGCAGCAGCUGGCCGAUCAUGUGGAGCGCAUCGAGCCCGGCCAACUGGAGUCGGACAAGGAUCGUAUUCUGCUCAUCCAGGAGAAGGAGAAGCUGCUGAACGACCUCAACAGCAUCUCCCUGAAGUCGCGCAGCGAGGAGGAAAAACAGGUGAUCCAGGCGACCCGCAAUAAGCUCGAGGAUGACCUCCGGGAGGCGUACGAGGCGAACAACACGUGCGUGGCCAAUCGGCUGCGCUUCCACGAGGAGAAGCAGCUGCUGCUGGACAAGCUGCAGGAGGCCCUGAAGUCCACCAAGCUGCUGGAGGAGCGACUCAAGUCGUUCUCCUCCGAGAGCACCUUCUCCAUCAGCAGCGGCAGCAGCCUGGGCUCCCUGUCCACGGCCAGCAGCAAGAGCGCCCUCAGCUUCACGGACAUCUACAUCGAUCCCUUUGCCGUCGACUCGCCCAUCGAUGUCGUGGAUCUGCGCCGGCGCUCGCAGCGUCUCUUCCAGCAGCAUCAGCAGCGCCUGGCCCCCAUCCAUGCCCAUCCCGUGCUGCAGCAGCAGCAGUCCUCGGAGGUAUCGCUGUCGCCGCGCAGCAGCCUGUCCAUGGAGACGCCGCCCGCAUCGCCAAUGAAAUACAAUGCGGGGGCCGAUCAGCUGCCGCUGCCGUUGCAGCCGCCGCCAGCCCAUUCCCUCAAGGAGGAGCCCACCUAUGCCAAUGCUCUGCCCGCCCCGCCUGCCUACACAGCCCCGCCCCCAGUGCCUAUCGGUGCACCUGGGGUCAGGGCACGUCCCUACGACCUGGACUCCACUGUGCUGGACUGCAUGAUGCUGGAGGCGAAGCUGCAGAAGCUCAAUCUAAACUCACCGCACAAUCUGGCCGCUGCGCCGCUCUCACCCAUCUCGGAGAAGCCCUCGCUGCUGGAUCUGCCCAUGGAGAUGCUCAGCCGCUCCUCCUCCACCUCGAACACGCGCUCCGUUUCGGCGGCUGUCAGCAACGAGUCUGUGGCCGGGGACUCGGGUGUCUUUGAGGCUUCGCGGGCUCAUUUGCCGCGCAAAGAGUUGGCCCAAGUGCAGAUUGGACUCAAGUAUCUGAAGCAGGAGGGUGUCCUGGUGGUAUCCCUGGAGCGUGCCAACAAUCUGCUGGCACUGUGGACAGCCUCAACGGAUAACUCGCAGGUUUACCUGCGUGCCGCUUUGCUGCCCAAUUCGUUGACUUCCAUAAGGACCAAGGCGCUGGGGGACUUUCAGAAGCCCGUCUUCAAUGAUACAUUUGCAGUGCCCAUAUCGCUGGAUAAGCUGCUGACCAAGAGCCUGCAGGUGACUGUUGUCUCAAUGACAGGCCAAAAGGAGGAGAUUAUUGGAACUGUGCAGAUCAGCAUGGCCGAGUUUAAUCCGGAGGACUCCACAUUGAAGUGGUACAAUGUUCUCAGUUCGAAAUUCAUUCCCAGCUUUGAGUCGCUGGACAUUCCCUCCACGAGUGCCGCUGCAGCAGCAGCCGCCGUUGCGGCCAGCAACUCCUCGACGAGCAGCAGCACCAACAACAACAGGGAGGAAUCUUCGGAUGAGUCCACCAUCACAUCCUCGCAGACCUCAACGCUGACACGCAAUCAGGCGCCGCCGCUGGAGCUGCAGGCGCAAAUAGCCGAGGAACAGCCACAGAAUGGUCGUCUCAAUGGCCAGGAAUGCAGUGACGACGAUGACGAUGAUGAGGAUGAUGACGAUGAGGAGGAGGAGGACAGCAACAAGCAGCUCGUCAGUGAUGUGGGCCUAAUGAACUCUGGCUGCAUGCUGGAUGCCUAUCUGCAGAACAUGAAGCAGGAGUAUGCCGACAAGGAAACGAAUACCGAGUGCGCCUUUAUGCCGGAGAAGCUGCGCUCCCACACUCAACUGAUGGACGAUAGGCCCGUGAAGCGUUCACAGACCUUUACCCCAUCGGCGGCGGUCAGCAAGAAUCGCUACAAUUGUCGCCUUAAUCGCAGCGACUCGGACUCGGCCAUGCACUGUGGCGUGGCACCGCACACGUUCCAGCGGGGAGCCGCUGAGCGACGUUCCCUGCGCUUCCACACAAAGACGCCCAAGUCAGUCACAAAACUGCAUCAUACUCACAUACCCCGCACCAGUUUGGACUUGGAGCUGGAUCUGCAGGCGCAGCACAGCAAGCUCUACUUCCUCAACGAUCAAAUUGCCAAGCUGCAGAACCUCAAAGAAGUCUUGCAAAAGGCCUGCGAGAACAAGGAUCCUCUUAUUGCCGCCUGGGCCAUUGAGAAUGAGGAGUUCCAACGUCUGGUGGCACGCGCCGAUCCCGCCAAAUGCCCCGAGGAGCGUCAGCUGCAGAAGUUGCUCAUGAAAACCGCCAAAGAAAUCCACAAGCUGCGGAAGACCAAGGUGCCCAAGGGCUGUCCAGAUUUGGUGUCAUUCAAAGAGAAGAUCUCAUUCUUCACACGCAAGGGCCUGUCCGUGCCCGAGCUGCCCAGCGAGUUUACUUUGCCCGAAGACAAUCCCAUCGAGGAGGAGGAAGAGGAGGAGGAAGAAGACGAUGAUGAGGAUGAGGACAAUGCUGCUGAGACGGCAAUUGCUAUCAAUACGGCGCUGGUGGCCAGCAACAAUCGUAACAAGAAUCUCAGUGAGCACCACCAUCGAGCCGCAAGCGGAGCAGUGCCAAAACUGCCAGCACCAGCACCAGCCACAGUCCCAGCCCCAGCCACAGCCACAGCCACAGCUGAUGCAGCUGUUGCUGCAGCUAUUCCUGCUGUGCCAGCUGUAGCUGCUGAGGACGGUGCAGACAAGCCAGAUCAGCCACGCUACGACUAUGUCGUGGAUCGCAAUUAUGGCGUGGAGGUGUAGCUGUAGACCUGCCCUAGCCCCUACUCUACCUUCGCUGUACAUUUUUGUAAUUAAUGUAGUAUUUAUUUUCAUUAAGCAACAAGUAUUUAUGUGUAUAAAACAAACUGAUGUAACAAAUAUCUGUGCCUUAUAGAGAAACGUGUGAGCGCAGGUCCAGGCCUGCAGCGACCACCAGCAACAAGAGAACCAUGCUAGAAAUGAUAUUUCUAUUUAUAUUCUAAGCCGUACUUUUAUUUAGUUUAAACAUUUAGCCCUAACUAGACACAUAGUCAGUUGUACAAAUUGACACCCCCACCCCACCACACUGAUGACCAUACAAGAGAGCAACCACACACCCUACACCCCAUCAAAAGAGGGACCCAAACAUAAGCAAAAACGCGCACAUUGUGUGUUCGAUACCUUUCAAAUUCAUAUUGAAAAUCAACUGUAUUCUUAAGACUUGAGCAACAACAAAAUAUAAGAAUGUUAAUGAAUACUUUUUUAUAGGCAUUUAGUUAGUAACCCCAACCCGAACCCAAACACAGACCAUAAAACGGAAACAUAUUUAUUUUUUAUUAUUGUAUUGGUUGAUAUUAAUCAAGUGCGAGUGCACACAGCCCAAUCGUUUAGUUUAGUUGGCUUGCGUUUUUGUUAAGCUCAAAACAAAAUUCUUUACAUUGUAAUUUUUUUUAUAAAAAAAUCCUAUGCGCAAAAAACCAUAAAAAAACAACCAGGCACACACACACAAAAAAGAUAAAGAAGUGAAUGUACCAUAUUAGAUAAUCGUCACUAUAACUAGCACUGUAAGCACGCCUUAAACCCCCCCCGACCAGACCACCAAUGAAUAGCAAA
Drosophila guanche is the source of this 5369-nucleotide messenger RNA. It is a transcript of the gene kibra, whose product is annotated as protein kibra. The transcript has 9 exons. The record is from RefSeq and is a predicted model, not a curated record. Gene Ontology annotation, biological process: regulation of hippo signaling; negative regulation of organ growth; regulation of DNA-templated transcription. Gene Ontology annotation, molecular function: molecular adaptor activity; kinase binding. Gene Ontology annotation, cellular component: cytoplasm. Lineage: Eukaryota; Metazoa; Arthropoda; Insecta; Diptera; Drosophilidae. Bases 663 to 4538 code for a protein of 1291 amino acids.